Molecule: messenger RNA, 807 nt
Organism: Pyrgilauda ruficollis (rufous-necked snowfinch)
Lineage: Eukaryota; Metazoa; Chordata; Aves; Passeriformes; Passeridae
Product: type II inositol 3,4-bisphosphate 4-phosphatase-like
Exons: 8
Coding region: 206-739 (177 amino acids)
Cellular component (GO): cytoplasm
Molecular function (GO): phosphatidylinositol-3,4-bisphosphate 4-phosphatase activity
Source: RefSeq, a predicted model, not a curated record
CAUUGUAUAUUCAGAAUAUGCUGGCAUCUGUGGUGAAAUUAGAGAUGGUGCUUAUUGCAGCCAAGAGUACAAGAGUUUCAGAGUACAGAACCGGAUCUUUGCCUCGAAUCUGCAUCAAAGCCAGACUGAGUCUUGGGCUGUGGCACUGGGAGAGGCGAACUCGGAAGGUUUGCGGAAUAAAAUUCAGCAGCUCCGGAGGCUGAUCAUGGAAAUCAAAGAGGAGAGAUCAUCAGAUGAAGCACGACAGUUUUUCCCUUCAUCCCAGUUAGACAGUCUAGGAGAGCCGCAGUUAACGAGUAUUCAGAGAAUUGCAAAUGAGCCAAAGCUGGAGUUCAGUCUUGCAUGCAAGGAUCUAGUGGCUGCUACCCGUGAUCGGAAGCUGACUACGUUUAUCCAAGUCUCAGUGUUGCAUCCAGCAGAGCACAUUUUGACGUGGUAUUCAAGCACUGAAAUCGUGGAGGGUACAAAAGAUCCACUGUUUUUGACUGGUGUGACCUUCCCACCGGAAUACCCCAUCUAUGAGGAAACUAAAAUAAAACUAACAGUCUAUGAUGUCAAAGAUAAAUCCCAAGACACGGUCCGCACCAGUGUCCUAUCUGAUUACAAGGAACCAAGAGCAGAUGUUGGGCAAAGCUUCCUGGGCUGUGCAACUUUCAGAGUAGGAGAUCUGGUAAAGUCAAAGGAGCAUCAGUUGACCCUUACCCUCAGGAAUUCAAGUUGUCUUAGCUCUUUGGGAUAAAUUUUGCUCCCCUAAGUGACAUAUUGAAAAUUUGAUCUGAAAGACUGCCUCCAACAGGUGGCACAGUG